Molecule: messenger RNA, 1623 nt
Organism: Exophiala bonariae
Lineage: Eukaryota; Fungi; Ascomycota; Eurotiomycetes; Chaetothyriales; Herpotrichiellaceae
Exons: 7
Coding region: 1-1623 (540 amino acids)
Biological process (GO): transmembrane transport
Cellular component (GO): plasma membrane
Molecular function (GO): transmembrane transporter activity
Source: RefSeq, a predicted model, not a curated record
AUGGCUACACCACUUGCCAAUGGCGGCCACCCAGAGGGGGCCGUCCCCGGUACCGUUCACCUGGUCGACCUGGAUCAUAGCAUGCAGACGCAGCAUGCAUCCGGUGGACAAAAAGACGUUGUCCUGGAUCCCACCCCUUCCGCCGACCCCAAUGAUCCACUCAAUUGGAGCCCUCGCCGGAAGAUGAUGUCUACAAUCUGCAUCAAUCUGUACACCUUCUUCGUCGGAAUGUCAGGUUCAACAGUCUACUCUGUACUCGUCCCCCUCUCCUUGAGCAAUGGUGUGUCCAUCGCCACAUUGGUCGAAGGUGGUGGCUAUAUGUUCCUGCUCCUUGGCUGGGGUCUCCUCUUUUGGAAUCCAUUUGCCAUGAGAUAUGGUAAACGAUUGACGUAUCUUGUUUCUAUUAUCGGUGGAAUUGGUACUUGCAUCUGGAGUGCAUAUGUCAAAAGCAAUGGUGAAUGGCUCGCACGCAGCGUUGUCCAGGGUUUCUUCCUCGCUCCCAUCGAAUCGCUCCCGGAAGUAUCGGUAACGGACGUGUACUUCACUCAUCAACGAGGGCGAUAUAUGGGCUAUUAUGCCUUCACACUCGCUGGAAGUAACUAUUUCGCUCCUGUUCUUUGUGGCUUUAUUGCAGAGAAACAGGGUUGGCAGUGGGUGUUCUACUAUCCUGCCAUGGCUUUGGGCCUGUUAUUGAUCUUCCUGUUUUUUUGUAUGGAGGAGACGAACUAUGUGCGGAAGACUAGUGGAAUUGUUGCGACGCUCGAUGCAACUUCACCUGAAACAAGCCUACAGACCGACGAAGAGAAGACUGCGACUGUUACUAAGACUAUCGGCAGUGACAGCUCCGAUGAAACAUAUGGUCCUCCCAAGUCAUUCGUACAGAAGUUGGCCGUCUGGCACCCAACACCUGGAAAGGGCAUGCUUCAGCGAGCCAUCGACAGCCUUAAGUACCUCGGUUGGCCAGUGAUCUUUUAUUCUGGCUUCUCCUAUGGAUCCUAUCUCAUCUGGUUCAACGUCCUGAACGGAACUGCUUCAGUCAUCCUCAGCGCGCCACCCUACAAUUUUUCAUCUUCAAUGGUUGGCCUCAGUUAUUUAUCUUGCUGUAUCGGCGUCAUCGUCGGUGCAGUGCUCACAGGUCCUCUAAGCGAUUGGUUGACCCUGAAGCUAUCACGGCGCAAUGGUGGUAUAAUGGAGGCAGAGUUUCGCCUUUGGCCGUUCGCUGUAUGUUUGGUACUUGUCCCAUGUUCUCUGAUACUCUGGGGAGUGGGUGCAGCUCAUGGCGUCCACUGGUUCGGACUCAUCUUCGCCAUGGGCAUGUUAGCCUGCGGUUCGGUCUUUGGCGUUACUCUUAGUGUCAACUAUCUCAUCGACAGCUAUCACGAUAUUAGCGGCGAUGCUAUCGUGACAGUGAUCUUGGUUCGAAAUACCAUGUCCUUCGCCAUCAGUUAUGGUAUAACUCCCUGGAUCACCAACAUGGGUUUGCAAAACUGUUUCAUCUCCGCUGCCUUCAUUGGCCUUGCUGCUAGCAGUGUCUUCCUUAUCAUGAUCAAAUGGGGCAAAGGCUUCCGCGUUCGCAGCGCCCAGAAAUACUUUGCGCUGGUGGAGGCUUCUCACAAGCACUAG